This is a messenger RNA of Copidosoma floridanum, 3265 nucleotides long. RefSeq names its product RAS oncogene family member Rab39. The record is from RefSeq and is a predicted model, not a curated record. Gene Ontology annotation, molecular function: GTPase activity; GTP binding. Lineage: Eukaryota; Metazoa; Arthropoda; Insecta; Hymenoptera; Encyrtidae. Gene Ontology annotation, biological process: Rab protein signal transduction.
UCAUAUCGUUCGUCGGGGCCUUCUUCGUUCAGCUUCAUGCCCAAUAUUAAUAUUUAAUUUAUUCUCGUACAUUUGUAUAUUAGAGCAGCAAACAAGUUUGUGCGCAUAAUAUAUACAAGCCAGCUGUCAAGUGGUGGAUUACUCAUGCACUCGCCCACGUAAACUCUAACAAUCACCAUCAAGGCGAUGAUAAAAAGAUUAGGAGCUAAGAGUAUUCAGUGAAGGCGCGGUAGCGAGGAGAAAAAAGAAGUACGCAAACAUCUUUUUUUUUUUUGGUCGUGUAAGGGUAAGCGAAGCCUUCGAAAAGCAUCGCAGUGCAGUUAUGUUUGUUGUAUCUGACAAGUUAUAAGUGCAAAAGUAAGUGGGACAGAGUGUUGUUGUCCGCAGCUUUCGGAGUUUCUGGUCCUGAUUUUGGGUCUCCCAAACUGCCUUUUUGAACUAUUUUAAAGCCUCACAAAGCCAAGAAAAUCUCAAAUAAAAAAGCUUUUGUGUGUUCGUUAAUUGACAGUAUAUACUUAUAUGUAAUAUAUAUAUAUAUUGCGUGUUAUCAGCAAAAACUAUGUUCUAUGCUGAUGCUAAAAUAUCGGCUGCUAUUGCCGACGGUGUAAUGUUUAUAUAGUUUCCGUCUGUCAUUCUGUUAUAUUGUAUUUUGUUAAUUAUUUCUUCAAUAUUAGCACCAGUUUCACGUUCCAAAGGUUAAGUCGUUCGUGUUAUUGUUGCUCACAGCAUUUUAUAGCUCUCUCGAGAGGAGAUAUCACCUAUAUAUAUAGUACUGUAAUAUAUAGUGAGUUGGAGUUGGAGCCAUUAUUUCAUCCUCGUGUCUUCGGGCGUGUAUUUUGUAGUUUUUUAAUCAUAUUCAAUAUUGUCGAACAAAAUGGUUGAGCCGAUAUUUGACUAUCAGUUUCGACUGAUUUUAAUUGGCGACAGUACUGUGGGCAAGAGUUCGCUGCUCAAGUAUUUCACCGAUGGCAAAUUUGCAGAGCUGUCGGACCCAACGGUCGGAGUCGAUUUUUUUGCUCGGCUCAUCGAAGUCAAAGACGGCACGAGAAUCAAGCUGCAGCUGUGGGACACGGCUGGACAGGAAAGAUUUAGGUCCAUCACAAAAUCGUACUACCGCAACAGCGUGGGGGCGCUCCUGGUGUACGACGUGUGCAACCGAGCGAGCUUCGAGCACAUCCCCCGGUGGAUGAUGGAGGCGCGCCGGCACAUCGAGCCCCACCGGCCGGUCUUUUGCCUCGUUGGUUGCAAGAUCGACCUGGUGACGAACGGCGGUAGGCGGGAGGUGUCCCGCGAGGAGGCGCGAGCCUUCGCCGACCAGUACGGGGUCCACCACAUCGAGACGAGCGCCAAGACGGGCCUCAACGUCGAGGAGGCCUUCCGCACCGUCACCCAGGAAGUGUACAACAGAAUACAGAACGGCGAGUACAAGGUCGAGGACGGCUGGGACGGCAUCAAGACGGGCUUCGCCAGACCCGGUGGCCUCGACUUCAAUCUCGUCGAGGCCGAGCCCGCCAAGAGCUCGUGCUGUUAACUUCUCUCCCAAAUACCUACACCGUGGAUUUUUCGACACCGACGAUGAUAACAACGCUGUGCAGAUAUACACAAACAUGUCAAGGAGUGCCUUUUUUUCUCCUUGAUGCCUGAUUUCCUUUCGUUCGUUUCUCGUCUAAAAGCCGAGCAUUGCUGGAUUGUGCCCGUCACCUCUGCUCUCCCUCUCUCUCCGUCUUGCUUGCUUUUGUUUUGAUAUUCCAGAGGGUUUUUACACGCGUCGUCUACCACAUAUUAUUACGUAUAUGAAAUAUGCAGCUGUAAAACUGGUUAAUGAUACGUUGGGGUGCUCUUUGUUUUGUACGAUUACAUUUUUUUAUUUGUUCCAUCGGGCAUUUAUUCAGUGCCAUUUUGACAAUCGUGCGUAAAAAAUUGUAAACACGAUUUGGAUAAUCCACGUUGGCACCUUUUGUACAUUGGACAUUUGUGUUUCACGCGAGUAAAAUCACAGGGUGGUUCAUUUUCGUGGGAAAUCAACGGACACGGCAUAGUUCGAUAAACAUUUUUCAUGCCAAGAAUACUUUGAGGUACCGGUUAAGGUGUAAAGUUGUAAUCAUGGACUGUGAUUUUCAAUGGAAAUUAUUCAAACUCCAUUGACACUUGUGUUUUGAUUUUGCCACGUUUUUAAGCUCGAAAUUAAAAUUUUCAUUAAUAAUUUUUUGUACUAACAUUUAUAUACGUCUCAUUUGCCGAUUUACUUUUUUUUUUUUGGUAUACAUAAAGUCAGUCAAUAGAACGCUUAUACGGAUAUUAAUUGUGCAUAAGUAGAAAACUAAUGUUGCUUUGAAAAAUUUUUUUGCAUCUACAAUGUAGUAUGGCGAUAGGUAAAUUAAGUAAGAACACACCAAAUUACUUAUUAAUCUUUGAUAGGAAGAUUCUUUAAUAUUUUGUUGGACAGGUUUUCGUUCUGUGAAUAUGAUUUUUUGUUUUUUUUUUUCGUAUAUUAUAAUGACUAAAAAUAGGUGUUUGAGUUACGCAUUGCGACGAAUACAUGAAAAAAAAAACUUUUUAUGUUUCGUCAACUAGUGAAUAAUGUUCAAUUAUCAGAAAAGACUAAACAAUCGAAACUAUGUAAGAAAGUUUAUUAUUUUAAUUUUGUAUAUAAUUUGUAUAAAUGAACAUAAUAAAUGAAACUAUACAACUACGACGUUUGAAAAAAAAGAGCUACUAGUAUGCGACAUUCAUGUAUGUGUCUUUAUAACGUUCUUAGAACAUAAGUUCACAUUAAAAUAAAAAAUAUAUUGAUAACCACAUCAUAUGUCCGUCUUCAUAAUGUUUAGAAGUAUUCGUUAUGUGAUGUUCUGUAAUUGAUCAAGUGAAUGCUUUUUUUUACAACCAAACUUAAGAUGGAAACUACUAUUGAGUUUUUGUAUGUUUAAUAACAAAAUGUGUGUAUAAAAAAAUAGAAUAAAAUAUUUUUUUAGAUUAUUGACGUUUGAGUUUAAAUUCACACAGUAACCUACUGUGCAAAAUUUUUUUAGGACUAAAAAAUUAUUAUUUUAACAAAACUACAUUUGUUUUACACAUAUUUCUACUGUAAAAAUUUUCUGCUCAUCAGCCAUUGAAACACGUUAGUAAAAUUUUCAAUAAGUUAACUACAGUAUAAUCGCAACAACAUAGAGUAGAUAUUACAACAUAACUUUAUUUCAAGAUAAAAUUAAAUUUUUAUGGUGACGAGAAAAUGUAAAAUGAUUUCAAAAUAUUGCAUCUUAUUUUU